Messenger RNA from Racocetra fulgida, 651 nucleotides. Lineage: Eukaryota; Fungi; Glomeromycota; Glomeromycetes; Diversisporales; Gigasporaceae. The record is from the annotation of a GenBank genome assembly.
AUGUCAAUCCAAAAAAUAAUUUUCACAAAAAACGGAGAAAUUGACGCCGUUCAAAAAUUAACCGGCAAAGAAUUAAACAACAAAGGAAUAAAAUUAGUGGUUCCUUUUGAGCUUUCUCUGAAUGGCGAAAAGCGACAAAUUGAAACCAUUGAAUUUUUUUGUAAUGCUAAUAGUGCUAUUAAUUUUUUUCUCACCAAUGCUCUAAGCAACAAUGGAGAAAGUAAGAGGGAACACGAAAAAAUUAGGCAAAAUUGGGACACAAGAGAUUUAGAAGUCAAAAAUAAAAAACCGACUAUCAUUAAAAACGCCGUUUUAAGCACUAAAAGUUUUCUUUCCAUAAAAGAUGGGAAUAUUUUAUACAUAAUUGAUACCGACCGCAAUGAGAGAGCAAUUAAAGGAUUAAUGAAAGAAAAAUGGGUCGAAAUCAUAUUCACGGAAGAUAUUAGCGAAAAAGAGAAAUUUAUCAAAAGAUAUCCAAAAGAAGAACCAAAGGAUAUGAAAAAAGAAAUUGAAACGGCUAUUAGAGCCUUGGAAAAUGGAGAAAAUGUGCCUGAUAACACUGUGCCGCCCGAGCCAGUUCCUAGACAAAAUAAUCCUGACCAAAAGGCUUCUCCGAACCAAAUUCCCCGAAAAAUAAUUAUUCUGGCUUGA